Messenger RNA from Dioscorea cayenensis subsp. rotundata (Guinea yam), 2079 nucleotides. RefSeq lists its product as uncharacterized. The record is from RefSeq and is a predicted model, not a curated record. NCBI's taxonomy places the organism in Eukaryota, Viridiplantae, Streptophyta, Magnoliopsida, Dioscoreales, Dioscoreaceae.
AUGAAGUACUUUUCUGAUAAGAACCUUCACCAGCUAUCACGACGGUCACCGGAUCCGAACAAACAAGAACCAAUCGCCAUCAAACUGGAUCCAGUCACCGCAAACCGUCAAUCGUUGGAUCAAGUGAUCCAACGGUUCCCAGAAACAGCGUCAGGGAGCCUCACAUCUGUCUCAAGAUCCACAACGAGUUCGAAUCUCAAAUCAAAGGAACCAAUCAGUAUAAAGUGGAAAUGGGCCCAAAUAGAAGCUAGACCUCAUCCUGAAAGCCCAUGGGCCCCACCAGUCACCGUCUCCGUUCCUGCUGCCACGUCACUCCCCACCAUCCCCUAUAUAAAUCCCUUCACUAUCGCGGCACCGAGGUCCUCCACUCAUGGCCGCGAUCGCCGGAGCUACCGACGACGAUCCCCGCCGGUUGGUGUCAAUCCUCUGAUACCUUGCUUCUGCUUCAGCAUGGAGCGCUAUCGUCCCCACCGAUCCCCCCAGCCGGAUCGCUUUCUCAGCAUCUUCUCACGCUCGGACCCUGUUGCGCCGGCCAUCAAUGGCGGACUUGGAGUCGAGCUCCUCGAGGAUGAAGUCCUAUGGACUGUCUCCGAUUCCCCCGAGAUGAUCCGUUCUCCUAGAACCCCAUCUCCCUCCAUGCCGUCUGCCCUGGACCCUAGAGCGUCCCCCUUCAGCCGAAUACCGGGAAGGAACUCCGGGAUCUUGGUUGCUCUUGCUGAGGAGGAGAAUAAGCAGCUCUCUGCCGCUGUCGGUCCUUUUCUUCAACGCAAAGCUUCGAUCUCUGCUUCUUCAGCGUCCACCUCACCAUCGUCCAUGUCUUCAGUUAGAAUGAUCCCGACAAUCCCCAAGCUUAAACCAGAUUACAACGAUGGUAAUAUGCUCCACCAGUCGGUACCGGUGAACAUCCCGAUGAUUCCGAGUAUGGCGAAGCACAGGCCGGAGGCGAACGGCAGGGGAGCAGAUGCUGGUGAUGUAGUGGAUGGAGAUGACGAUGAGAUGCUUCCGCCACACGAGAUCAUUGCGAGGAGGUCUGGCGUGGAGUCCCCGAUGACGACAUUCUCGGUGCUGGAGGGUGUAGGGAGGACACUCAAGGAGCGACCUGCGCCGCGUGAGGAACGCUGUGUGGCGCAAGACAGAAACUUUGGAUGAAGUCUCAUUACUGCACCGAAAAUGCUUCUAAGGCUGCCCAUUCUUCACAUAGCUAACAAAUGUAGUUUGAUUUGCUGAUCUUGACUUCAGUUCUUACAAUGGAGUAGUCAGAUUUACUUGUUGUCAGUUGGACAUUGAUGGUACUGUCAUCCGGAGAACAGAACUAUGAUGAUAACAGAGACUUCAUCAGUUGUACAAUAACUAGGAUUGGCUUUCUGCUAUGGACCUGCAAUUCUCGCUAUUUUCUGCGACUCGAGUUGAUGCUGUCCCCAGAACUGGCUGUUCAUUGACUUUAGAUGCAUAAGCCAUUCAUUGCUGUAAGAACAAGUGGCUCUCAUUUUGAUUGAAGGGAAAAAAAGAAACAGGUAUUUUUUUUUUUUUUUACGCAUCUUAUUCCAUUUGAUCAAUAGAAUGCUACAUCUUUGGAUUUAUUCUUCAUUGAUGCUCCCCAACUACUUGUUUCACCAUGGCAUCUAUAUAUCCCCCUAUCUUCAAGGCAAGUCUAUAUAACUACAAUCAAAAGACCUUAUAAAUUAGGCUUCACUUGAAUCAUGAAAAUCUCACAACCACAACCAUGGAGUAGUUGUAGAUUUAAAUGCUCUUUGCUCCCCAUUGAGUGCCACUGCCAGUGAUGAGUCAUUAUUCAAACAGUGUCACUUGUAGAACCUUCUUAUUAGGUGUGUAUAAUACCAGGACCACAAUUAGUCCCAAAAAAAUAUAGUUUUCUGAAAAAGAAGCGUUGCUAAGAUUAGAAUGAUAUGCUUUUUUUAUGUGACAUAUGAGUAGAUUUUUAUAAAACAGAACUUUUACUUUUAGAGAGCAAAGUUUUAUUCCCUAAAACAUAUAUGCAUCCUAAACAGAUAGAGAAAAGCUUUUGUCUUCUGAAAUAUGUGGAUGAACAUGGUUAAAUAAAAAAUUGAAAAAAAAAAA